AUGGUGGAAGCAGCUGCUGGAGAAAGAACCUUGCAGGAAACACCCACAUGGGCUGUGGCAGUGGUCUGCUCAGUGUUCAUAAUUGUCUCUAUAUUAAUGGAACAUGGAAUCCAUUCACUUGGACAGUGGUUUCAGAAACGACACAAGAAGGCCAUGAAUGAAGCCUUGGAGAAAAUCAAAGCGGAGUUAAUGUUGUUAGGAUUCAUAUCCCUAUUACUUACAUUUGGUACAAAAUAUAUUGCAAAGAUUUGCAUCAAUGUGGCAGCUGGUGACACCAUGCUUCCAUGCAAGAAGGUGGAAAAGUCAAAUAACUCAAAUGAAGGGAGGAAGCUACUUUCUUUUGACGAAAAUAUGGUAUGGCGUCGAGUUUUGGCAACUGCAUCUGGCGAAGACUAUUGCUCACAAAAAGGUAAAGUGUCUUUGAUCUCUCAGUCGGGGGUGCACCAAUUGCAUAUAUUUAUAUUCGUCCUCGCUGUUUUUCACAUUUUCUACAGCGUUAUGACUAUGGUUCUAGCCCGAGCAAAAAUGAAGAAAUGGAAGGCUUGGGAAGCAGAAACAUCCUCCUUGGAGUAUGAAUUUACAAAUGAUCCUGCAAGGUUCAGGUUUGCACAUCAAACUUCAUUCGUUAGGCGUCACUCUGGCUGGUCUAGGAUGCCAGGAAUUCGAUGGAUAGUGGCAUUCUUCAGGCAAUUCUUUGCGUCUGUCACAAAGGUGGAUUACAUGACUAUGCGGCAUGGAUUUAUUAACGCACAUUUUGCUCCCAAUAGCAAAUUCGACUUUCAAAAAUAUAUAAAAAGAUCUAUGGAGGACGAUUUUAAAGUGGUCGUGGGUAUAAGUAUCCCGUUGUGGGCUUUUGCCAUCAUCUUUCUACUUAUGAACGUUUACAGAUGGUACACACUCACCUGGCUGUCGUUAGCGCCACUAGUGAUACUUUUAUUAGUGGGCACAAAGCUCGAACUUAUAAUUAUGGAAAUGGCCCAAGAAAUCCAAGAUCGAUCUACAAUUGUAAGAGGAGUCCCUAUUGUAGAGCCGAACAACAAGUAUUUUUGGUUCAAUAGACCCCAGUGGAUUCUCUUCUUAGUCCAUUUUACCUUAUUCCAGAAUGCUUUCCAAAUAGCCUAUUUCUUGUGGACGUGGUAUGAGUUUAAGAUCACAUCUUGCUUCCAUGAGCACUUGCCCCUAAUAAUUACAAGGGUCAUUCUUGGGGUAGCCUUACAAGUCGUGUGCAGUUACAUUACGUUUCCUCUCUAUGCGCUAGUAACACAGAUGGGAUCUCACAUGAAGAAAGCAAUAUUUGAGGAGCAAACAGCAAAGGCACUUAAGAAAUGGCAAAAGGCUGCAAGGGAUAGGAGAAAGUUAAGGCAAGGAGGGGGAGAUGUUAGUGGGGAAACAACACCAAGCCAAGGCACAUCACCUAUGCAUUUGCUUCAAAAGUAUAACCCCAGCCACAAAGAUACAGAUAGCGUUAUCUAUUCUCCAAAAUCAUACCAAUCUGAUACUGACUUGUCAGAGACUGAAGGAUCCACACAUCACCAGCUAAAUGAAAUAGCACACACGCCUCUUCCUCCACCCAAUGGACCAACUCAUAAUAUUGAUUUUUCCUUUGUCAACCCUUAA
Molecule: messenger RNA, 1617 nt
Organism: Abrus precatorius (Indian licorice)
Lineage: Eukaryota; Viridiplantae; Streptophyta; Magnoliopsida; Fabales; Fabaceae
Product: MLO protein homolog 1-like
Exons: 14
Coding region: 1-1617 (538 amino acids)
Biological process (GO): defense response
Cellular component (GO): membrane
Source: RefSeq, a predicted model, not a curated record